CUUAAUUAUCAUCUACAAUGAGAACUGAGCUAGUCUCACCACUUUUGGCGAUGCCAUUGUUUUGGCUGUGCCUCUGUAACGAACUCUUUGUGGUUUCUGGCCUUUGUCAUGAUGAUCAGAGGUCAUUGCUGCUCCAGCUCAAAAACAACCUCACCUACACCUUUGAAAGCAGCACCAAAGUGAAGUCAUGGAAUCCAACUAAUGAUUGCUGCGGCUGGAUAGGGGUAUCUUGUGACAAGGAGGGACACGUUACUUCUCUUGACCUCAGUGGAGAAUUAAUCACCGGUGGUUUUGGCAAUUCAAGUAGCCUUUUCAGUCUUCAACAUCUCCACAAAUUGAAUUUGGCUUAUAACGAUUUCAAUUCUGUCAUUCCAUCUGCAUUUAAUAGGUUGGAAAAUUUAACGUACCUGAAUUUAUCAUGUGCGGGCUUUCGGGGUCAGAUUCCAAUAGAGAUUUCUCAAAUGACAAGGUUGGUUACUCUUGAUCUCUCUUCUUUUCUUAUGUUUUACCCUAGCAAUGAGCUGAAGCUUGAAAACCCAAAUCUACAAAAGCUUGUCCGAAAUCUCACCAGUAUUAGGCAACUGUAUUUGGAUGGUGUAAGUAUAUCAGCUGCAGGACAUGAAUGGUCCAGCGCUUUGAUGUCACUGCAUGACCUGCAAGAAGUUCGCAUGUCAUGGUGCAAUCUCUCAGGACCCCUGGAUCCUUCCCUAGGAAGUCUUGAGAAUCUAUCAGUUAUUGUUCUUGAUGUGAACAAUGUAUCAUCCACAGUGCCAGAAACAUUUGCCAAUUUGAAAUUUCUGACCAUCCUAAGUCUUUCUUCUUGUCAGUUGACUGGAACAUUUCCUCAGAAUAUCUUCAAGAUUGUAACAUUGUCAAUUGUUGACAUAUCUUUAAACAACAAUCUCCAAGGUUUCUUUCCAGACUUCCCACAAGGUUCUCUUCAGACCUUAAGAGUAAGUAACACAAGCUUCUCUGGAGCAUUUCCAAACUCUAUUGGGAACAUGAAGAACUUAACUGAAUUGGACUUUUCAUAUUGUCUAUUUAGCGGAGCGCUUCCCAAUUCACUGUCAAACCUCACAGAACUCAGUUACCUGGACUUGUCAUAUAACAACUUCACAGGUCGAAUUCCAUCAUUUGAAAUGGUCAACAAGCUUACCUACUUAGACCUUUCUAAUAAUGGUUUGAGUGGUGCAGUUCCAUCAUCUUUUCACUUUGAAGGACUGAACAAUCUUGUUAGCAUUGAUUUGGGUUAUAACUCGAUUAGUGGGAGCAUUCCUUCAUCUCUUUUUACACUCCCACAGCUGCAAAAAAUUAUGCUUUCCCAUAAUCAGUUUGGUCAACUAGACGAAUUCACAAAUGUGUCUUCUUCUAAAUUAAAAAUACUCGAUUUAAGUAGCAAUAAUCUAUCAGGGUCUUUUCCAACAUCUAUAUACCAACUCAGUAGACUCUCUAUCCUCAUACUUUCUUCAAACAAGUUAAAUGGGACAAUGAAUCUAGAUAAGCUUUCAGAGCUCAGAAAUUUAACCACAUUAGAUCUUUCAUACAACAACUUAUUAGUCGAUGUCAAUGUUACGAAUGCCAAGCCGUCUUACUUUCCCAGCAUUAGCAAUCUAAAGUUAGCAUCCUGCAACUUGAAAUCUUUCCCUGAUUUCUUGAGAAAUCACUCCUUAAUCGCCUCUCUAGAUCUUUCGGAUAACCAUAUCCAAGGAAUAGUGCCCAGCUGGAUUUGGAAACUACAGAAUCUUGAAAGGCUUAAUAUUUCUCAUAAUUUGUUGACUCAUUUGGAAGGACCUUUUCAGAAUUUCUCUUCCAAGUUGUAUGUCCUUGAUCUUCAUCAUAAUAAACUUCAGGGGCCAAUACCUGCUGUUCCUGAAAAUGCGGUCUAUUUGGAUUUCUCAAGCAACAAUUUUAACUCUGUUAUUCCACAAGACUUUGGUAAUUACCUGCCUUUCACAUUCUUUCUCUCUCUCUCAAACAAUACUUUGAGUGGCAGUAUCCCUAAUUCCCUAUGCAAUGCUUCAUAUCUUCAAGUGCUUGAUCUUUCCAAUAAUAACAUUUCUGGAACAAUUCCAUCAUGUUUAAUGGCAAUGAAUAAGAGCCUUGGGGUAUUAAAUCUGAGAAAGAACAAACUCACGGGCCCUGUCCCAGAUACCUUUUCAGAUGCUUGUUCUCUAAGGACUCUGGAUCUCCAUAACAACAAAUUAGAUGGAAAGAUUCCAAAAUCUCUUUCAAAUUGUACUUCAUUAGAAGUCUUGGACCUUGGAAACAACAAGAUUAUGGAUGGCUUUCCGUGUUUGUUGAAGAACAUAUCCACAGUCCGGGUCUUAGUCUUACGAAAAAAUAAUUUGCAUGGUCAUAUUGGAUGUCCAAAGACCAAAGGCACAUGGCAUAUGCUUCAAAUAGUGGAUCUGGCCAUCAACAAUUUCACUGGCAAGCUACCUGGAAACUGCUUCACAAGGUGGGAGGCAAUGAUGUCUGAUGAAAACCAAGCUGAAUCCAAGGUAAAACAUAUCCAAUACCAGUUUCUUCAAUAUGGUAACCAAAUAUAUUAUCAUGAUUCAGUGACAGUUACAGUAAAAGGUCAACGGAUGGAUCUGAUUAAGAUUCUAACUGUCUUCACUUCGAUCGACUUCUCAUCCAACUAUUUUGAAGGAGAAAUACCAAAUGAGUUAUUUGAGUUUAAGGCACUCUAUACGCUUAACUUGUCAAAUAAUGCUUUUUCUGGCAAAAUUCCACAAUCAAUUAGAAAUCUGAAGGAGCUUGAGUCCUUAGACUUAUCAAUCAACUUACUGGAAGGAAAUAUUCCCACAGAACUUGCAACUUUAUCCUUCCUAUCAGUCCUGGACCUCUCCUUUAAUCAUUUGGUGGGAAAGAUCCCAACAGGCACCCAACUUCAGUCAUUUUCAGCUUCUUCCUUUCAAAGAAAUGAUGGGCUCUACGGUCCUCCAUUGACAGAAGAACAAGAUGGUACAGAGCCAGGGGUGUUACAAGAACACCAAACAACAGUUUCUACCAUUCACUGGAAUUUUAUUAUUGUGGAAGUUGGACUGAUAUUUGGCCAUGGUAUGAUUUUUGGUCCACUCCUGUUUUGGAAGCAAUGGAGAAUAUGGUAUUGGAAAGUUAUUAACAAAAUUCUCUGUUCGAUCUUCCCUCAACUGUAUUUUGAAUAUGUAACCAAGAGAGGUCAAACCUAUGCAACUCUAAGGUGGCAACAUUAACU
Vigna umbellata (rice bean) is the source of this 3220-nucleotide messenger RNA. RefSeq names its product receptor-like protein 7. Lineage: Eukaryota; Viridiplantae; Streptophyta; Magnoliopsida; Fabales; Fabaceae. The record is from RefSeq and is a predicted model, not a curated record. Gene Ontology annotation, molecular function: protein binding.